Messenger RNA from Andrographis paniculata, 1836 nucleotides. Its product is annotated as sphingosine kinase 1-like. Gene Ontology annotation, biological process: sphingosine biosynthetic process. Gene Ontology annotation, cellular component: membrane; cytoplasm; intracellular membrane-bounded organelle. Bases 116 to 1570 code for a protein of 484 amino acids. The transcript has 10 exons. Gene Ontology annotation, molecular function: kinase activity. The record is from RefSeq and is a predicted model, not a curated record. NCBI's taxonomy places the organism in Eukaryota, Viridiplantae, Streptophyta, Magnoliopsida, Lamiales, Acanthaceae.
UCGGAAUCCAAACGUGGCGCAAACAGGAAACCCGGCCCUAGUGACGCGGCCUCGACAGCAUUCCUGAAUUUCCGAGGGCACAUUUCGCUAUCAUCAGCGCUGCUGCCGUGACCGAAUGGACGGCGCCGGAGAAUACAUUUUAUCGGAACAGGUGCGUGCCGAUGGCGAAGUCACGACGGCUUCUCUUUCCACCGCAGGCGAAUUGCGCUGGAGUGGACGCCGGCUGGAUGUGGAGAAAGAGGUCCUCGGCUUCUCCGUCGAUGGAUAUAAGAUCAAAAUUAGAGCCGCUGUGCGAGAUGAGAGUGGAGUCUGUUGCUUUGGCGUCGAGGAUGCUCUGAUUAGAAAAACCUACGUUCUCGAGCUCUUUUCGGAUGAAUCUCUACGCACUUGGACUGAAAGCUUUCAGAAGUACCUUGAUUCUCUAGGUAGGCCGAAGAAGCUAUUCGUAUUUGUGAAUCCGCACGGAGGGAAGAAAUCAGCCUCCAAGAUCUUUGACAAGGAUGUGAAGCCUUUACUUGAUGACGCCAAUAUCGAUUACACCGUUCAAGAAACUAAAUACCAGCUUCACGCUAAGGAAGUUGUCGAGUCCCUUGAUCUAUCAAGGUAUGACGGCCUUGUUUGCGUUAGUGGCGACGGAAUUCUAGUUGAGGUACUAAAUGGGCUGCUCGUCAGGGAAGAUUGGAAUAAUGCAAUAAAGACCCCUCUCGGAGUAAUACCUGCAGGAACUGGAAAUGGCAUGGCAAAGUCGCUUCUAGACUCAUGUGGUGAACCCUGUGCAGCAUCCAAUGCUACCCUUCUAAUCAUCCGUGGGCAUAGGCGUUUGUUGGAUGUAGCGACGGUAUCUCAAGAGAACACCAGAUUUUUCAGUGCAUUGAUGUUGGCAUGGGGUCUAGUGGCUGAUAUUGAUAUUGAAUCUGAGAAAUACAGAUGGAUGGGAAGUGCACGGUUUGAUGUAUAUGGCCUCAUACGAGUAUUUCGUCUCAGGAAGUAUGAUGGUAAUAUACUCUUUGUACCAGCUUCUGGAUUUGAAUCUUAUGGAGAAACAUUAGAUCUUGAAAGUGUAAUCACCAUCGAAGGCGAAAAUGAAACCAAGUCUAAUGAUGGGAAGGUUAAAACUCUGGAGAAAGGUUAUGAGGGUCCUAAAUUUGACCUGAAGAGUUUAAACUGGAGAAAAAUUGAUGGCCCUUUUGUUUCAAUCUGGCUUCAUAAUGUACCCUGGGGAAGUGAAAGCACUAUGGCUGCUCCCGACGCUAAGUUUUCCGAUGGUUUUUUGGACCUCAUCAUGAUAAAGGACUGUCCCAAAAUUUCCUUGCUAAAGUUGUUGACUGAGCUGAACAAUGGCGGCCAUGUCAAGUCCCCGUAUGUAUCUUACUUAAAGGUUAAAGCUUUCAUGUUGCAGCCAGGGCCACGACACGGUAACCCUGCCAAAUCUGGAAUUAUAGAUGUCGAUGGCGAAGUUAUUGCCAGAGGGAUAGGGGCAUAUAAAUGUGAAGACGCGACGCUGAUGAGAUACGAUCAACUGCUCAUCAAAGUCGACCAGGGGCUGGCCACUUUAUUUGCUCCUAAGUAAAGAUCAUAUCGAAAUCGGUUUGCAGUUGCGCUCUGCAUCUUCUUGACCUUUCUUUGUAUAGAAACUUUGCUUGGUAUUUAUUCUCUUGUCAAGUUAUAAUCAACUCAGUCUCAAGUGUUGUAAGGUUCAUUAUACCCGGACAGAUGUUUUAACUUUAUAUUUAUACAGCGAUAUCAAAACCAUCAGAACUCAUGACUAAAUAAAUAGUCAUUUGGUAUUUAUUUAUACAAUUCCACCAAUAUCUAUAUAGUUUGUUAGUUUACUUA